This is a messenger RNA of Triticum aestivum (bread wheat), 1256 nucleotides long. RefSeq lists its product as uncharacterized. The transcript is spliced from 11 exons. The record is from RefSeq and is a predicted model, not a curated record. The coding region runs from base 1 to 1092 and encodes 363 amino acids. NCBI's taxonomy places the organism in Eukaryota, Viridiplantae, Streptophyta, Magnoliopsida, Poales, Poaceae.
AUGCUGGAUGAGAACCCGGCAUGGACGGGACAGAAGAGGCACAAGUACGAGGCCCCAUCUCUGACAUCAUCCUCUGAUGCUUAUGGUGAGACGAUUGGCCAGGACAACGCAGAAUGUCCCAACGAGAUCGCGGAUUCACCAGAUGAGCUGGCGGACCAGGAAAAUGAUAUCAUCAGCGAGGAGGAGUUCGGCGGAUGCCUUAAGGUUUUAGCCACCAGGCGUGCUCCUAUGAUCGUCACAGGGCGCAGGCUGGACGAGGAACAUCAACGCGAGCUCUACGAGCGCCUCACCCUCUACCGCAUCAAAGCUUCCAAGGAGUACUCCUCAGACAAUUUGGAGGACCUGUUUGAUUACUACAAGAAAGCUGAUUCUGUGGAUUGGUACUUUGACCGUGGUUACUGUUUGCUCGCUGACUUGGAUGACUACCAGAGCCUUGUCCUUACCAAUGGAGAUGAUGGUAGAAGGUUCUGUGAUUGGGAAACAUACCGCUCAUUUUUUACUAGCUAUGAAAUUGAUGAAGAGUAUGUAAAGCUCUUUGAAGAAAUAUCAAAGAAAAUCAAGUGGCUUAAACGUUAUAUGGAAUAUGAACGAGCAUCUUCCAAGUGGAAGGAGAUGGAUGAUAGAGGAUUCUGCCAAGCAGCGAAGAUUGCGGCAGGCUUUCCACGCAUGAGCUAUAAGUUAACUUUAAUGGCCUAUGAGGAGAAUGUGUGGAAUCUGAUGUUUGAUUAUUGGCAACGUGAAGACAUUGAUCGUCUCUUUUUUGAGAUUUGGAAGUUUGCUACUAAGAAAAUGGGUGCCACUGAUAAGAAGAUCGAUUUUAGAGCUGGUUUGGUAGAUGUCUGUCGAAGGAAUAUAUUCCCUCGAUAUAGAAAGAGAAUGCAAUUCGCACUGGAUCAUAGUACUCUUUCUGAUUUGGAAUCAAAUUUUGAUACCUGCGUGGAAGACAUCCCUGAUGAUGCUACAGAGGAUGUAGCUUGGCGGUUGAUUACAUCGGCGGUUUGGAAUAAGCUUCAUAAACCCAAGAUGUGGCACCAAUAUAUUAUGAGGAAGAUGGAGAUUGCUAAACACAUUGGCUUGGGUCCACAAAAUUGACAUGUCUCGGAACCCAAGACACUGACAGAUGUAGACAACUGUUCCUUGUGAAAUCUUGUCCGUUGCUCGCUCACUUGCAAAUUAAUGAUGUAUCCGUUGUAUUGCAUAUAUUGAUGUUAGACUGGUGCUGUUGUUGCUGUGGUAAAUUAAUAUGCUAUCAUGGU